Molecule: messenger RNA, 1001 nt
Organism: Didymella exigua CBS 183.55
Lineage: Eukaryota; Fungi; Ascomycota; Dothideomycetes; Pleosporales; Didymellaceae
Exons: 2
Coding region: 100-822 (240 amino acids)
Source: RefSeq, a predicted model, not a curated record
CAGCUUUCUUGCAGGUUCCGUCAACCCACCAUGUUACCAAUGCGUGAAGUGUCAUCAGUAGCUUUCGCUCUCCUGCAACUUUCUGACCGAACGUAAACCAUGGUUUUACUGGAUCUACUCACGAUCGCUGGCAUCCCCACAGCCGUUGGCGCAAGCGAAGCAGUGCACCAGCAGCAGCUGCUCGACGAAGAAGCAGAAGCACCCGAACGUCAGGAGCCCUUCUACGUAGAUGUGUACUGCGAUGCACAGUCACGGAAGAAGGAUGAGGUCGAUGGUGCAAUUAUCGUGUUGAAAGACGGCAAGCUCCAACUGUGGCCUAAAGACUCCAAAACUGGCCUGCCAAAGGAAGAUCCUGACAGCGGCGAAGCACCGCAUCCUUUCACCGGCUUUUUCUACCCAUUUCCCACCGAAGACCUUGAUCUCCCGCAUCGACCAAUGCCCGCGCCCCCCAUGCUCGGCCUUGUCAGCACAGUGCCGAGCUCGUCGAAGGGAAAGUCUAAUGCGAUGCGCCCAAAGCUCAAUUGGGUCUACGCAAAUAAGGAGACACGCGAGCUGAAGUACGGGCCGAGGGCAGAAGCAAAGCACCAUAUUGUAGGGCCGUGGGACUGGACAGAGGAUGAGCAAGGUCUCACGCUCGAGGACGACGAGAGCUUGGUCGCUGUGGAGGAAGAGAGUGGUGGUUUCGGGUGGGCGGUGUAUUGGGACAGUGAGGACGAUCGGCUGAAGCAAUGGGGUGUGCUGGAGAAACACAGGGUGUUGCGAUGUAGUCUCGAGCGAAGACUGGUAGAGCAGAAAGAAAUGGGUGGGCUAGACGACUUGUAAUUCUUGUUGUUGUCCUUGGCUCGCACUCUCGCAGGCUCUUACGAACGAUUCACGGCAAUGCGAUGGCUACAGUGUCUUCGACGCGAAGUAGCAACAAGGCCAUUGUACAGAUAGAGUGUUCGCAGUCUUCGUCUCCUCUCGACCCCUGCCACAAAGACGCGUGCCUGAUGCGCAACGAU